Messenger RNA from Merops nubicus (carmine bee-eater), 7076 nucleotides. It is a transcript of the gene AHCTF1, whose product is annotated as AT hook containing transcription factor 1. The record is from RefSeq and is a predicted model, not a curated record. The transcript has 35 exons. Lineage: Eukaryota; Metazoa; Chordata; Aves; Coraciiformes; Meropidae. Bases 1 to 6801 code for a protein of 2266 amino acids.
AUGCGAGACCUAACAGCUCAGGUAACGAGCAGUCUGCUGCAGUUUCCAGAGGUUACUACUCAGGCACUUGGGGAAGAUGAAAUAACUCUAGAUUCUGUGCUAAGCGGAAAGUUUUCUGGAGGGAGAAAUGGGCUGGCGUGGCUGGCGCGGGGGCCGCAGCUGGAGGUGGUGAGCUCUGCGACGGGGGAGCGGCUCUCCGCCUACCGCUUCAGUGGCGUCACCGAGCAGCCUCCCGCCGUCCGCGUGGUCAAGGAGUUCUCCUGGCAGAAGAGGACUGGGCUCCUGGUUGGAUUGGAAGAAGCAGAAGGAAGCGUUCUCUGUCUGUACGACCUCGGCAUAUCAAGAGUGGUUAAAGCAGUUAUUCUCCCAGGAAGGGUAACAGCCAUAGAACCCAUAACGAAUCACGGGGGAGCGAGUGUGAGCACGCGGCACCUACAUCAGAGCCUGCGAUGGCUCUUUGGAGUGGCAGCAGUGGCUACAGAUGUUGGUCAUCUGCUUCUGGUUGACCUUUGUUUGGAUGAUCUAUCUUGCAGUCAGAAUGAAAUAGAAGCAUCAGAUCUGGAAGUUGUCACUCGAAUUCCUGUUGAAGUUCCACAAAGAAGAGAAAAUGUGACCAGACAAGGGAGACACCUCUGUUUUCAAUUACAAAAUCCUUCAGGAACAGCUGUAUCAGCCCUGUGCUAUAUAAGCAGAAGCAAUCAGCUCGUUGUGGGUUUUUCAGAUGGCUACCUGUCCCUAUGGAAUAUGAAGACUUUGAAAAGGGAGCACCACUCUCAGCUUGAAGGAGGAAGGAUUCCUGUCUAUGCUGUCACUUUUCAAGAGCCUGAGAAUGAUCCUCGCAAUUGUUGCUACUUGUGGGCUGUUCAGUCUACACAAGAAAGUGAAGGUGAUGUUGUGAGUUUACAUCUGCUGCAGUUAGCAUUUGGUGACAGAAAACGCUUGGCAUCAGGACAAGUCAUGUACGAGGGUUUGGAAUACUGUGACGAAAGGUACAGCUUAGAUCUCACAGGUGGAAUCUUCCCCUUGAGAGGACCAACCAGCAAUACCAAGCUACUCAGCUGUCAGACUGUAGAAAAAUUUCGCAACCAUGUUGACAGAGAGGAUAGCGUUAAUGAAGUAAUAUCUCCUGACACCAGCGUAUCAAUCUUCAGUUGGCAAGUGAAUACAUAUGGUCAGGGAAAACCAUCUACUUAUUUGGGUGUAUUUGACAUUAAUCGCUGGUAUCACGCUCAAAUGCCAGAUUCACUAAGGCCAGAAGAAUUCCUUCAUGAUUGCCCCUAUUUUGCGUUGUGGUCACUGGAUACUGUAAUAAGCAUGACUUCUCCAAACCUCAUUUUGGAUAUUCUGGUACAUGAGCGGAGUCUCAGUCGGGGAGUUCCUCCUUCUUAUCCGCCACCUGAGCAGUUUUUUAAUCCAAGCACAUAUAAUUUUGAUGGUACGUGCUUGCUGAACUCGGGAGUGGUUCAUAUGACUUGCACCGGCUUCCAGAAGGAGACCUUGAAUUUUUUGAAGAAAUCUGGUCCUUCAAUAAGUGAAGCCAUUCACGAUAGCUACAAUAGGUGUCUUGUAGCUGGCUUGCUGUCUCCAAGGCUAGUUGAUGUCCAACCAUCCAGCCUGAGUCGGGAGGAGCAGUUAGAAGCAAUAUUGUCAGCUGCUGUUCAGACAGGUUCUUUAGAACUUCUGACAGGAUGCAUUAAACAUUGGACAUCUGAAGAGCAGCCAAGUUCUGCUGCUAAUUUACGGUUUGUUCUUGAGUGGACGUGGAACAAAGUGAUCUAUACAAAAGAUGAAUUUGAUCAAAUAUGUGUUCCACUGUUUGAUGGCUCUUGCAACUUCAUCGACCCGCAGACGUUACAGUCUCUUCAGCACUGCCAGUUGCUUUUGAGCAACCUUAGCACCGUCUUAAACUGUUUUCUAACAGAAGCACGAGAGCUGACUGAAAAAGGUUCUACAGACUUGACAAAUAAGCAGGUGGUAACUAGCCUCAUUUCUUUGUACGCACAAGUAGUCAUCUGGUUCUGUCGAUCCAGUCUCCUUCCAGAGGGUUUAGAUGACGAUAUGCACUUGUCUAGACCUUUCUACAAUUAUCCUCUGAUUCAGAGCUACUAUACUGGUCACCGACAGGAUCUGGAGCGUUUGUCGAGAGGAAAAUGGGAUUCUGACUGCUUGAUGAUUGAUGGAUUGGUUUCCCAGUUAGGAGAGCAAGUUGAGAAGUUGUGGCAGAGAGAUGAAGGAGGAACUGGGAAAUACCCACCUGCUAGUUUACAUGCACUACUGGAUCUCUAUCUGCUAGAAAGCAUUGAAGAAAGCUACAAACAUGCAAUUACUAUUUACUUGCUGCUAGAUAUCAUGCAUUCCUUUCCAAAUAAAACAGAAACUUCAAUUGACUCCUUCCCAACUGCCUUUUCUGUCCCUUGGGGUCUUGUUAAGCUUAUUCAAGGCUUUUGGCUUCUAGAUCACAAUGAUUAUGAAAAUUCACUGGCCCUGCUCUUCCAUCCAGCCACAAUCAAAACUGUGCCAUGGCAACAUAUGAGAAUUAUUCAGUCCCUCAUGUGCCAAGGAGAGCAUAGGCAAGCCCUCAGAUACAUGCAGAUGAUGAGGCCAUCAGUGUCCAGCAACAGUGAAGUGCAGCUUUUCCUCACUGUGCUGUUGUCCAACAGGUGCAUGGUGGAGGCUUGGGGUUUGUUGCAGCAACAUGCCACUAAGUUAAAUGUGGAAGAGCUGUUAAAACACAUGUAUGAAAUCUGCCAGGAGAUGGGACUAAUGGAAGACUUACUGAAGCUACCUUUCACAGACACUGAACAAGAGUGUUUGGAGAAGUUUUUACAGACCAAUGCUGGUGUUCAGAAUCCUGAAUUUCUUCUAGUCUACCAUCUGCAGCGUGCCAAUUAUAUCCCAGCACUACAGUUGAAUCAGUCAAUGAAUGUUAAUCAUAUGAAUGACCGCAAUCCUCGCCUGAGAGAGCGAGCAGUGGCCAGAAAUUCUAUCCUAGACCAAUAUGGGAAGGUCCUUCCUAGAGUUCAAAGGAAGCUGGCUGUAGAGAGAGCGAAGCCUUACCGUUUGCCUUCAGUCUUAAGAGAAGUCUCAAGACCAAAGCCAUUAUCAACAGUAACAAAACAAGCUAAAGCAGGAAAUGUGCAUACAAGGGCAACUCUUAUCAACAAUGUAUUGUUCAAAAUUGGAGAAGUAUGGGGAGGAAGCGAGCAGAAAGCCAGUGUCUCACAAUAUGAUAGUCCUAGAGCUACAGAACCACAAGUCCUGUCACAUCGUCUCCCAGACGCAGAGCUGUGUGAUGCAUUUGUUGGGACACCAAUUGCAAACUCUUCACGAAAAUGUUCCAGAUUGCUGGAUUUGGUGGUUCGUCCUGUUCCUUCGUGUUCUGAAGCACAGGGUGGUAGCUGGCAGUCACCAUGCAGAGCUUCUACUUCGUUCAUGGCAUCCAGUCCAUUGAAAGCAAAUAUGCAUGGUUCCAUCUCACAAAAGAAUUUUUCAAGAGCACCAGAGCUGAAUUUACUACAGACUCCUCUUGUGGUUAAGAGAGCGAAAGCUUUGGCUGCAUCUACGUCUGGUUUUCCUGGGUUUACACCUCAGUCUAUUCUCAGGUCCAGCCUUCGUACCACACCCUUAGCAACUCCCUCUGCUUCUCCAGGACGGUCAGUCACUCCUCCUCUACGAGUAAAGGAACCUAGAAUAUCUUUCAGAGAAGAGAGCUCAAAUGCAAAAUGGACUAUUGGGGUAACAGGACAUGAUAAAGCACUAUCUGGAGCUUCAUCUGAGUAUCAUCAUGGAGCGAUGGAGAAUGCUUGGUCUGAAAGUAGAGAUAAAACAACUCCGUGUACUCUGAGCAACCCUGAGGACAGUCAUGCCGAAAUUGAAGAGUCUUCAGAAAGCAUGCCUGGAGAUGAUUUGGAGAAAAUGGACGUCAGCAAAGAAAAUAGUAACUUCUCUGCUAGGUCAGACCAAACUGCUCUGGAGUAUUAUGAUGCAAAAUCACCUGGUGAUUUUGAAGAUGAUGUCAUCUUUAUAGCUGCUAAACCAGCUAAUUCUUCCACUGAAGAACCUGCCAAUUUUCAAGAAUCGGAGAAGGAAGAAGAUGGAGAAAUUGUUGAAGAUACACCUUUCCAGAUGGAACAACCAGAUGCAUCAGAACUAAGAGAACAAGCCGGUAUGACUUCCCUGUUGCACUUAUCUAUCUAUCUAUCUUAUUUUUUUGUAGAAUUUGUGGAAGAAUCAAAUGCUGAAUGUCUUACCCUUCCAGGGGGUGGGAAAUUGGUGUUUAAAGCUGCUGAGGAGUCCCACAUGUCCUCUUCAUCAGAAGAAAAAGCCAUAGGAGUUGACACAAACCCACAGCUUUCUGAAUCCCCAGACAUGGACAGUGAACGUAUGUACAGUGUGCUGGAUGUUGAGGAUGUGCUCAGUGCUCAUUCAGAAAAGCUCCUCGAGAUGACAUGCGUGGAUUUACCUAAAGAAUGUAACCUAGAGGCAGCUGAAGUUGAAGGAGAGGUUCCUUUCCUGAAGGAAGAAAUAACUGCUUCUAACAAUCUUCCUAAACACGAGGACAGUAAUGUUAUAGAAGAUCGUGCCAUUACGUCACAAACCUCAGAGGAAGCAUCUGAAACACCACCAUAUAGUGAACUACACCCUGUAGGCAAUUUUCAACACAGCUAUGAUGCUAUAGAGCAACAGUUCACAUGUGAUUUGCCUGAUAAUGAAGAUGCUGAAGGUGAUGCAGAUGAGGGAGAUGGAGAGGUUUCUAUAUCUCAUAGUAAUUUUACUUUAGUCUUGGAAGGAGAAGAAGGUGAAGCAGAGAUGGAAGACCCUGUGUUAGUAGAUACUUCUAAACCAGCUGGCACAACAACAGAGGAAAAACCUGCCAACACUUUAGGAAAUACUGAAAACCAAGAACAUGUUACAAACUCAGUGUCUACUGUAACUAGUGAUCAGGAAUCUCAGAAUACUGCAGAGUCGCUCCCGUAUGUGCCUGAACCCAUUAAGGUAGCUAUUGCUGAGAACUUACUGGAUGUAAUCAUAGACACAAGAAGUAAGGAAUUUACAUCUGAAGUUGUAGAACAAUCUAUUCAUGAAACCAUAGGUAAAAAAGUAACUAGAUUCCAGAAGACAAAAGCUCCCUUAACGACUGUGCCAGAAGGAGUGGAAGAUGAAACCAGCAGCCAUCAGGCAGAGUAUGUCACCACUCCUAGAACACGGACAAGGGGACAACUGAGUAGAAAUCCAAGUGCUCAGCAGCUGCUGAAGGCAGACAAACCAGUUCUGUUUGGGCAGUCUCCCAGGAGAAGUACCAGGCGAACAAAAGAAGCAUCUGAGACUUCUAGUCUUCAAACAGAAGAAAAUGCUCAAGAUGAGCAAAUACCUCUGGUGAUUGUUACUCCUAGGAGAGGUAGAAGGCCUAAGGUGACUAAUUUAGAAAAAGAAGAAAGUAACCAUCCUGACAGACAAACGUUGUCUGACAGUAGGGAGCCCACAGCUGUUACUCCAAGAAGAGGGUUAAGGAGAGCAAAGGAAGCUGCAUCUGAACGCUUGGAAGAGGCUAAUGAGGAAACUGCUCUUGCUGAAGGUAGCAUUGUUGCUCCUGGUACUUCCAAAAGGACUAGAGGAGGAAAAGGUUCAUCAGGAGAUGAAGAAACUAGCCAGACUGACACUGAUCAUAAGAUAAAAAAGGUAGUCAGUCCUGGCAGAAGUGCAAGAAAACUGAAAAGCACCAAUUUGCAGUUUACUGAAAAUCUUCUAAAGGAUCAAGAUGUGCAGCCUAGUGACCAACUCCUUUUACCUGUGCCAGCUAAAAGAGGCAGAAGAAGAAAGACGAGUGCCUCAGAAGUUUUGGAAAACUCUGACCUUGAUCUGUCUAAAUCAUCCCUUCCUCAAACAGAAUUUAAACUUCCUGUCACUCCUAGGAGAAGUGCUAGGAAGGGGGCACAAAAUCUCUUGGCAGACACAGAAUCUCUCUCCACUCAGGAAGUCAUGCGUUCAGGUGGGAAAGUGGAAACCCUGGGUACUCCUAGGAGAACAAGAAGAGUCCCACAUGCUAAACCAGAAAACAACGAUACUAAUGAGCAAACACUUGCACCACCAACUGAGGAAUCGACCACACCCAGGACUACAGUAAGGACAGGGCGUAGGGGCAGGAAGAAACGAUCGAUACUGGAGGAGAUGGCCUCCCCUCAAGGGCCUGGUGGCAGUCCCCUGCUGCUUGAAGACAUAAACCCACCAGGACAAGAUGAAACAUCAAGAACUUUAACAGAUCGUAUUACAAGAACCCGAUCUGGUAAAACUGCCGUGCAUCAGAAACUGUCUGUCGGGGAAAACGAGUCCUUCCUUUUCUCUCCUCCUCUCACUAAGCUGACCAAGAAAUUCAAAGCUGGAAAAGCAGAUGAUGCUGUGCAGAUUAAGGAUUUAGACCCAGACUUAUCUUCUCAGUUUGUCUUUUCACCCCCUCUUUUGAGGUCAAGGAGAAAAAAUGUGUCUAGCACAUCCCAAAUCGUGAAAGAACCAGUAAAGGAAGAGGAUACCAAAUCCAUAGAGACUGUAGAAAGAAAGGAAGAAAUUAAGAGAAGUAGAACUGUAAAAUCAAAAAUGAAGAAAGCAAGCAAAACCACAAAAAAAGAACGUUCUUGGUCACCUCCACCUGUGGAAAUAAAACUGAUCUCUCCUUUUGGAACUCCGUUGGAUGGAACGAAAAGCAAACAGAAAGAAAGCGCAGACGGAGCAGAGAAGCCUCUGAAAAAGAACAAAAAAAGACUCUCUAAUUUUCCAAAGCCAGUUGUGCGCCGGAAGAUGCUGUAACUGUUUUUUAAGUUUAUAAUGUACACCACUGUUUGUAAAGUCAUCAAAACUGUGGGUUAGUAAAAGGAAAAAAAUCAUCUAAUUUGGAAGAGAUAAUUUAUAUAAAUUAUUGUAAAAUUUCAUAAACAAAUGGUCUUCAGUAAGUAACUCCAUAUGGAGUGUGAUUUCCUCAGUCAAUGCAGUUUUCUAUUUUAUAUUAAGACUUCAUACGUUUAUAUAAUAUGUAAAUACAGCUUAUUUUAGGAAUGUUAAAUAAAAAUGUAUACUUCACAAUA